AUAAUUUUGUUGAGGAGAAAUGUAGAAACGCCUUAAGGCUUGUCCAAGGAAACGUCAGCAUCUUUCAUCAGUUCCGGUAAAAUGUCCGUCGAAAUUUACUGUGUAUGCACCUACUAUUUGAUUGCCAUCCUCGGCAUUUGCCUCUUGAUAAUUGCCUAUAUGUUUUACUUAAACAGUCUCAGUGAUUCAACAGCGGCGUGAUUUAAAGCCUUCUUAUGCAACAUUUUCGUUUCAAAGGGCGGCGAUAAGCUAACGCUUACCGUAAGUGGCCCGUCUAGCAUCGAGCCAGCCAAAGAGCCAGUAAAGCGCUGUACAACCCCGAUUACAGUCACAUUUUUCGGCCAGGCGAUGAACGAUGGGAAAUUGGAUUGUAAACGCUGUUUUGUCUUUCACUCCUUCCGCCCAGCGUUCACGUGCGAUAAAUUGUGUGGUGAUUUAGAGAUUUGCCAAGUGGCAAACAAUACAGCAGAAAAAGCGGGGCCUGAAGACAAGAAUCCAUUCUCCAACUAUCUGAAAGACGAUAAUCUUAAUCCGUUUAGCGGAUCAAACAGUAUCGUCUUCAGUAAGAACAAUCCGUUCAUGGAUAUAUCAGGCGGUGCUGAAGACACGGAGACUAAAAGCGAUAAAGGCAGUGCGAGUCCCGUUAAUAGUUUGGAGUCUAAUGAAGACAGCGAUUCUCAUGAAAAAGUCCCGACACCGAUGAGCCCGAAUCUCAGCAAACUGUCCCCAUGGCUCGUCUCUCAAGAGCUGCUUUCCUCUCCAGUUGCGAAAGUGAACACGACGGAAACUGCCAUUAUAAGGAAGUCCGUCAUAACUACGCAACUUUAAGGAUUUUAUCUAUUUAAUGGGACGCGAUACUUCAAAGGAUUUGUGGACUUAUUUUCAACAUCAAGGGUCUGAUGAAUUUCGACCGUGACAAUAAUACAUUCCUGAAGAUUUUGCAUUCUGUACGUGGAAAAUCGCAGUUUUUUAUGUAGCAGAACACUGAUCAGCAGGAACCUUAACGGCCAAUUGUGAUAGAAAACUUCCAGUCAGAGCUAACAAGAUAAAAUCACCAUUCCCAAGCAGUUUCAGCGUCAUUUUUAGGAUAAUCCAAUGAAUUUUAUGGCCGUUGGUUAAGUACUUAAAAGACAUCAGUAUUGAUAGAUCUGCUUCCAAUUGCAAAGUGAUAUGUUUGGAUCUGACGACUCUGAAAUAAAACACUUUUAAAGGGCGCGGACAUUUAGGGUUUUUGUAACGUUAAGUGCCAUUUCCAAUACAGAUGUUUUAUAUUUACAUUAUACUCUCUACUAGAUAUAAUACUCUAUUUGCGCAUUUUAGAGGUUUACUCAAUGUAUCCGUCCUUAGGAAUCAAAAUAUUUCUUGUAAGUUUUAAUAAAUAUAUUUUAUCGACGUUUA
Molecule: messenger RNA, 1398 nt
Organism: Dendroctonus ponderosae (mountain pine beetle)
Lineage: Eukaryota; Metazoa; Arthropoda; Insecta; Coleoptera; Curculionidae
Exons: 3
Coding region: 349-828 (159 amino acids)
Source: RefSeq, a predicted model, not a curated record